UUCAGAGUUUUGCUGAGGACGAAGAGUGAAAAGAAUACAAACGAUCAUCAAAGGUCAUCAAAAUGUCUUCCCCUGUGACCCCAAGAAGGAAGAGUAAAAGGGGGAGGGAAGAGACGAGCAGUCCACCUCCAGAGGAAACGGACCCAGUCACACCAUCAAGACGAAGUACAAGAUCAGGAGCGUCGACACCUUCUACUAAAGGAAGUGCAAGGAAACAGAGAGCCUCAUCAAAAGAUGAUGCGACAUCCCCACCAAAAAAAGACAGAAGAAUUGACAGUUCUCCAGGGGCUGAUUUGGCUCCACUUCCAUCAUCCCCUCCAUCUGGGGCACAGCAGGAGUCGUCUCUCUUUUCUAGUCCUCCACAGUCCAGAACUGGGGCUCCAACAAGUGAAAUUGACCUUAGUUCUCCAUUGAAUUAUGGAACUCCGAGUUCAAGAGGUGGCCCCAGGACACCUGGUGUUCUGAAUACUCCUAUCCGCAGUCGUCCAGAUGUUCGAAGUGAUCGCAAGUUGAGACAAGUGACAAUAGGAGGAUCAGAUCCUAGUGAGCCAACCCGUAUCACUAGUGAGAUCACCAGUGAUCCCAAUGCCGGGCCACAACUCGUGAUCUGGGGCACAGAUGUUGUUGUGAGUCACUGUAAAGAGAAGUUCCGUAGAUUCAUUGCACGCUUCAUCGACAGAAACGUGUCGGAAGAUGAAGAGUUUUCAGGAAUGGACAUAAAUGAACCUUACUACCUUCAACGUUUGGAAGAGGUGAAUGUGGUGGGUGAACCGUUUCUUGGGAUCAACUGUAGCCAUUUAAAGGAGUUUGAUCAGGAUCUGUACCGCCAGCUGAUUGCCUACCCCCAAGAAGUAAUUCCUACUUUUGACAUGGCCAUCAAUGAAAUGUUCUUUGAUCGAUACCCAGACACUGUUCUGGAACACCAAAUUCAAAUACGACCUUACAAUGCAGAGAAGACCAAGAAUAUGCGUUCAUUGAAUCCUGAAGACAUUGACCAGCUGAUAACAAUAAGUGGUAUGGUGAUCCGCACAUCCUCGUUGAUCCCAGAGAUGCGAGAGGCCUUCUUCAAAUGCUACGUGUGUGCUAACACUGUCUCCGUGGAGAUUGACCGUGGCCGUAUCUCAGAGCCUACUCUCUGUACCAACUGCAACACCAACCAUUCCUUUGCCAUGGUGCAUAACCGUUCACAGUUCACUGACAAACAGAUGAUCAAACUCCAGGAAUCUCCCGAUGACAUGCCACCUGGUCAGACCCCACACACAGUAUCUCUUUAUGCCCACAACGACCUUGUGGACAAAGUCCAACCAGGUGAUCGAGUGACCAUCACUGGUAUCUAUCGUGCCACACCUCUCCGUGUUAAUCCACGUCUCCGCAAUGUCAAGUCGGUGUAUAAGACUCACAUUGAUACUGUACACUUCCGUAAAUUGGAUACAUCCAGACUUCGGGAAUGCACUGUGGAUGAUGAUGAACAAAAAGAAGCUGUGUUAAGUCAAGAGAGAAUUGAUUUCCUUAAAGAACUGUCAAAGAAGUCUGACAUAUAUGAAAGACUAGCCCAUGCUAUUGCCCCAAGUAUUUAUGAAAAUGAAGAUGUAAAGAAAGGAAUCCUGCUGCAGUUGUUUGGGGGAUGUAGAAAAGAUUUUUCUAAUACAGGCCGAGGGAAAUUCAGGUCGGAGAUGAACAUUUUGCUUUGUGGGGACCCAGGAACUAGUAAGUCACAGUUGCUGCAGUAUGUACACCACCUAGUGCCACGUGGUCAGUACACAUCAGGAAAAGGUUCCAGUGCAGUAGGUCUGACCGCCUAUGUGACCAAGGACCCAGAGACACGACAGCUUGUUUUGCAAACAGGUGCCCUGGUUCUCAGUGACAAUGGUGUGUGCUGUAUUGACGAGUUUGACAAGAUGAACGACAGCACCAGGUCGAUUCUGCAUGAAGUCAUGGAGCAACAGACCUUGUCUAUUGCCAAGGCAGGAAUUAUCUGCUCUCUCAAUGCCAGGACAUCUAUCUUAGCUGCAGCAAACCCUGUUGAGUCUCAGUGGAACAAAAACAGGACCAUUACAGAAAACAUCCAGCUACCACAUACACUGCUCUCUAGAUUUGACCUGAUCUUCCUGAUCCUUGACCCUCAGGAUGAGGUAUUUGAUCGUCGACUGGCCAGUCAUCUAGUGUCUCUCUACUUCCGGUCAGAGAAGGAGGAAGAAGAGGAGCACCUGGACAUGAGUAUUUUGAAAGACUACCUGACCUAUGCUAAAAACUACAUCAGUCCUAAGAUUGGGGAGGAAUCUGGCCAGACGUUGAUUCAGGCCUACGUAGACAUGAGAAAGGUGGGCAGUGGAAGGGGCCAAAUUUCUGCCUACCCUCGUCAGCUGGAGUCAUUGAUAAGACUUUCUGAGGCGCAUGCUAAGAUGAGGUUCUCAUCAAUCGUGGAGACGUGUGAUGUGGAGGAGGCCAAGAGAUUAUACAAGGAGGCCAUGAAACAAGCAGCGAUCGACCCGUCUACUGGUAAGAUAGAUAUUACAAUCCUGACCACGGGUAUUAGUGGUGCUGCCCGCAAGAGGAAAGCAGAAAUUACACAGGCACUAAAGAAACUAAUUCAGGAGAAGGGCAAGGUCCCCUCACUCAAACACCAGAAACUGUUUGAAGAUUUCAAGGAAAAAUCUGACUUCCCAAUUGCAAGGGAAUCAUUUGAUGAGGCCUUGAGAGAGCUUCAGGAGGAGGACUUCUUGAUUGUCACCAACAAAGUCAUCCGACUCUGUCAGUAACAUGGGAUACUUCAAUCAUCUUAAACUGGUACGACUCUCUAAUAACAAGUUACUGGGAUUGUCACCAUUUGUAAAGACUCUGGAGUAGCAAGGAACUUAGAUUGUCAUCAGAAGACUGACAGGACUUUGUUAGCAAUGUAGGUUACUUGGAUUGUUACCAACACAUCAAACUGAUACAACUGUUUUAUCAUCACAGACAUAUCUGUCAUUACUGUGGAUUACUUGGAUCAUGUCUGUGAUGUAGAUUGCCUCGAUGUAAUAAUGUGGGACGUCGUUGGCAAAGAUAGAACGAUUAGAACAUUGAUCAACGUUUUCCUUAGUGUGAAGUUGCUGGAUGUGGAACACAUGGACUGUUAAUAGAUGUAACUGACGAAAAACUAAAUUAUGCAUGUGAUAUAUUGUAUAUUCAUAAAAUUAUUAAACAUAACUAAUUGGUGAACCAAAUUGCUGUGAACUUUUCAGUGCUGGAUAUUCAGUUAUGGAGUGCUAUAUUGAUGACUGGGGACAAUUCGGAUAAUGGAACUAAUUAUAAACAGUGUUAUAUAUAUGCGUAAUGCACACCUAUGUACAUAGAUACUGUUAUUCAGGCUCUAUUUGGAGACAAAAUUAUAAUUAUGGAUUUUUUGAUGGAUGGAGAAAGUUGGUAUUCUGUACCAAUAAUUCGCUGCUGUUUAAAUUUUGUACAUAUUAAAGAUUCAAGUCUUUUAA
Ylistrum balloti is the source of this 3467-nucleotide messenger RNA. RefSeq names its product DNA replication licensing factor mcm4-A-like. The record is from RefSeq and is a predicted model, not a curated record. Gene Ontology annotation, biological process: double-strand break repair via break-induced replication; DNA strand elongation involved in DNA replication; mitotic DNA replication initiation. Gene Ontology annotation, molecular function: single-stranded DNA helicase activity; single-stranded DNA binding; ATP binding. Gene Ontology annotation, cellular component: nucleus; MCM complex. The transcript is spliced from 18 exons. Lineage: Eukaryota; Metazoa; Mollusca; Bivalvia; Pectinida; Pectinidae. The coding region runs from base 63 to 2759 and encodes 898 amino acids.